UCAAGCUUCGGCCACACUUUGCAUGCACAUAAACAGAAAAAAAAUUGAAUAUUAGUUAACUCUAAAUAAGCGCUUUCCUAAUCUGCGGCACAGAAGUGAUCUCAGCCAGCAUUCAAUUUAAAGCGCAAAGAGGGGUUCAGAGAAUGAAUAACUUUGCCAAUCCCAAGUCUUUGAUUAAAACAAAGGAGGGGAAUCCCUUUGCUGGUGGAUCAACGGAAACCAAUUCCACAUCCCAAAAUCUUAAAAAGCACCAGCUUCAGAACACAUGGAUCCUGUAUUUUCUGGACAACAAUCCCCGCAAGUCGUGGGAGGACGUGCUCACCAAGAUUGGCACCCUCAGCACCGUCGAGGACUUCUGGGGCCUUUAUUACCGCAUCGAGAAGCCAUCGAAGCUCAAACUGGGCAGUGAUUACAUGUUUUUCAAAGAGAACAUCCGCCCCAUGUGGGAGGAUCCGAUAAACCUGCAGGGCGGUCGUUGGUUGAUCACAAUCGGCAGUGCCUUCAAGGACGACUUGGAUAUAAUAUGGCUCGAUGUUUUGCUUUGCCUAAUUGGCGAGGCCUGCGACCACUGCGAUCAGAUCUGCGGAGCUGCAGUAAGGAUUCGCCGAAAGGUCAAUAAGAUCUCCAUCUGGACUAAUGAUGCCAAGGACGAGGAGGCCAUCCUAGAGAUUGGCUACAAACUACACGAAGUAGUGCGCCUGGUAAGCCACGCCACUGUUCAGUACCACGCGCAUAAAGUUGAUAAUACCCAAUCGUUGUAUACUUUAAAGGUUUUCAACGGACCUUUUAUAUCGUAGUUCAUAUGGGUUGCCUUUAUUAAUGCACAAACAUUAUUGAUAUAUUUUAAGAUCCCUGAAUAACUAAUCUCGAAAAAUUCUUUAUGUCAUACUAAUAUUAAUUACAAUACGCAAAAUUAUCGAAUUUA
Molecule: messenger RNA, 925 nt
Organism: Drosophila gunungcola (fruit fly)
Lineage: Eukaryota; Metazoa; Arthropoda; Insecta; Diptera; Drosophilidae
Product: eukaryotic translation initiation factor 4E1-like
Exons: 1
Coding region: 144-797 (217 amino acids)
Biological process (GO): translational initiation
Cellular component (GO): cytoplasm; eukaryotic translation initiation factor 4F complex
Molecular function (GO): translation initiation factor activity; RNA 7-methylguanosine cap binding
Source: RefSeq, a predicted model, not a curated record